Leucoraja erinaceus (little skate) is the source of this 4167-nucleotide messenger RNA. Its product is annotated as CD166 antigen-like. Gene Ontology annotation, cellular component: plasma membrane. Gene Ontology annotation, biological process: cell adhesion. The record is from RefSeq and is a predicted model, not a curated record. The coding region runs from base 288 to 2039 and encodes 583 amino acids. NCBI's taxonomy places the organism in Eukaryota, Metazoa, Chordata, Chondrichthyes, Rajiformes, Rajidae. The transcript has 16 exons.
CGCCGAGCGAGCGAGCGAGGGCGAGCGCGCGCCGCUGACAGGUCACCUGCUCCACGAGCCCCAGCGGCGCGAGUGCAGUUCAAGCGCUCGCUCGCGAUCGGACGGUUGACAUCUGGAGACAGCGCGGCGCGGCGCGGUUCCGUCCCCUCUCUCUCUCACACACACACACACACAGCCCCGCACAACUUCCAGCAGACCCGAGACACGGAGAGAGGAGUGGUGAAAGUUUUGUUUUAAUCCGGUGUCUUCAGGUGAUCCCCGCAGCGACUGCGAAGAAAUAGCUGAGAAUGGGAGCUUCGCGCCCCGGGAUCGUGCAGCGGCUUCUGAUCCUCAUUCUGGGGAUGGGGAUGCAAGUUCAAGCAUCAACCACUGUGACAGCAAUGGUUGGAGAUAAUGUCACGCUGACCUGUGACUCGAAAAAAGAUGGCAACCCAUACAUGGUGGUAUGGAAAGUGGGAGUAACUGAAAAUCAGAAAGAUCAGCUCAUCUCAUUGAUACUGGUGAAAAAUGAGAUAACUGACUCAAAGAAUUCCAGAUACAAUGGCAGGCUCAUUUUGAACACGGAUUGUUCCUUAAAUAUCUUGAAUGUUGGAAUUCAGGAUGCAAAGAUGUUUUUCUGCUCAACAGUGGUUGAAACUGACAUACAUGAAUCAUCUGUAUUUAUCAAUGUUUACAAUCAACCAUCUAAUCCUGAAAUUAUACAGCUAGCUCCCUUCCUUGUGGCAGGGAAACUACAGAAGGUCGGUCAGUGUGUUGUCAAAGAUAGUUACCCGGCUGCCAAAAUUUCCUGGCAAUACAAUUUUCAGAAUCUGGACAUCAACAAGCCAGGUGUGGUGAUGGAUAAUGAUUCUACUAAAAACAAUAAAGGCUUUUUCGAUAUAAGGUCUACCCUGGAGUACAUGCCGAAGAGAGGUGAAGGAAAAAUAAAUUUUACCUGCCAGGCGACUUAUUUUGAAGGCCUAGUCAGAAGUAUGACCAAUGUAUCUUCACCUGUCGCUAUGUUCGUACACUACAACACUUCAAAAAUUUCUUUACAAGUGACACCAGCACCAGACGUCCUGGAGGGAUCGAACGUCACCCUUUCCUGCUCUGGGGAUGGCUACCCAUCGCCAGAAAAAUUCACCUUCACUAAGAAUGGAGAUGAGAAAGCUGUGGGUUUAGCCCACUAUGAGUUGAUAAAUGUGACACAAGAGGACACAGGUGAAUAUGCCUGUUCACCACUAGAAAAUCCUGAUUUAAAAGAUCCUGUUAACAUCACAGUGCACUAUUUGGCUUUGACGAUGACUCCCAGUGAAAAUAUCUCCAAGAUGGUUGGGGAGAAUAUAACCUUGGAAUGCUUUGUUGAAUCCUCUGGAACUACGGAGGUUACCCUGAUGAAAAAGAAUAAAGCUAACCAGAACCCUUUCGUGGUGAAGUCACUGCAGUACACACACUCUGGUAAUUACACAUGCCAUGCCAAAUUAAAGGGAGUGAACGAAAUCAAGAGAGAAAAGUCAAUAAUCGUACGAGUGGAAGGAAAACCAAGGAUAACUAAACUGACAAAGAAAGUUGUGAACAAUUCGAAAGUGAUCAGUUGUGUUGUGGAGGGCUUCCCCAAGCCUGUGGUCAAGUGGAGCAUCAAUGGAUCGUCUCCAAAAGAAGAAUCAAUAAAAGACAAAAGAUCACAGUGGUGCCACAAGAUAACAGUGCGACCUUCAGAAAACAUCACCGUGACUUGCACAGCCAUAAAUAACCACGGGGAGGAUCAAUAUGCAGUUAAUCUAACUGCCAUGCGAUUCAAGGAGCCUAUGGAUGAAACUCUUGAGCAAGACCCUCUAGAUCCAAAAGAUAACAACAACAACAGCAAGAGCAGCAACAGUAAUCAGGCCAAGGUGAUCGUGGGGGUCAUCAUUGGCAUGUUAAUAGCAGCAGUCAUCGCCGGCUUGAUUUACUGGUUGUACAAGAAGAAAAGCAAAACCAGUGAAAGAGGCACAGCUGAUGAAAUCAAGAAGAUAAACAAGGGAGAGAACAACCACACAUCAGGCUCCUCAGCUGUGUAACUACGUUGCCUCAAAAAAAACAGGGAAAGAAAAGCAUCGAUCGGUGAAGGAUACGAAUGUCACUGACACAAGCACAUUAUAAAACACGCUGACAUUGGCAGGAGUUGAAAUUGCCAUGCGCCACCACUGGCAAUGCCUUAUCUCUCAAGACACAGAUGUACAGAAAACUGCAGCUGAAUAUCCAAAUAUUUCUAAUGAAACACCAUUGAACUGUUUGUUGCUCUGAGGGCUGAAGUAGCAUUUUACCUAACCAACUAUAAAGGAGAAAUUCUCCUCUCCCACACACAACAAAGACUAGGUAAUAUGCCACAACCUUUAUUAUGGAUUCAAUCUAUGACUAAGUUUUCACUUACAUCAAGGUACUCAGUCCUCCAAAGGAAUAAGUAGUAGCAAGCAAGGCUUUUUAAGUGUUUCAUUGUUUUGAAUUUCUGCACUGAUGUGUUUGCUUUACAUGUUAACAAUAUUACUGGGGGUGGUGAAUGCUUUCAUGUGUCAUUUCCCUUAUGGCACUGGUUUAUGGGUUAAUGUGGAUCAUGCUUAAUUGUUUAUGAAAUAUUAGCUUCAGGUUAAUUUCUUUGGCAAUUUCAGUCAGUAAGAUCUGUUACAAUGCAAAGAUUUCCAGAAGUCCACUAUCUGAGUUUAUCUUAAACCAUUUUAGGAUUUCAACAGAACUUACAUUAACUCAUAUUACCCUGAGCUCUGAAUUUUUUGUUUGGAAACAUGGUUGGGGAAUCUCCUAGAAAGAGGAAGGAGGACAAAUUAAAAAUAAUUGAGUUUAGUCUUUCUGUGAGCAUUCAAAAGGAUGAUUCAAAACAGAUGGAAAUUGGGGUUAAUGGGCCGUUGAACAGAAACCAGCAUCUGCAGUUUCUGCUUUCACAGCAGCAGCUUUAUAGUGGAGGGUCACAGUCCCUCUCUCAGUACUGGCUUGCAUUUGAAAUGUCCUUAUCAUAUUUUACCUGCUGCUAAAUUAACCAGUUAUCGAGCUUAAAACACAGUAUAUCGGCCAGUUUCAAUGCAUCUCCACCUUUCUCCCCUCACACUUGCAUCACAUUGGAGACAUUUGCAUGUGAAUAUUUUCAGUUGAAGUAUCUCUUGGAAGAAUUGAACAGAAUUGGAAAGGUGUAAAUAUAUAAUUAAUGCAACAUUUUAAACUAAACUGAGGCUCUUUCAUACGAGUGUGAUGGGGCAGAAAGCAUCCAAAACAAUGAAAAAUAUUUGAAGAGAAAUAGAAACAGUAAUAGCAAUUCAGAUUAUUUUUGUUUACAAGAAUUAUUUUCCAUUCGGUAGGUGGUUUUAUGUAAUUAGUCUAUUAUUAGACAUCACUUGAGGAAAAUUAUUGAUGGAAAAAGAUACGUUCUAAGUGUAACAUGGAAAUGCACUCAGGCCUGUUUAUAUCACUACACACAGAAUGGAACCCUAUGUUUUUAUCUGCUUUUGAAAAAAAGAUAGCAAUUGAUCAGGCAUUUAAUUUGCAAUAAAAAUAUUAAUUACUGAAUGAACAGUUUUUUUGAUAAAUCCAUGACAACCUUUCUUGAAAUGUAUUCAAAUUGUUUCAGAGCAACCUAAUAAGGGACACUACUUAUUUUUCAGAAAAUUAUAAUUCCUAUUCAUUAUCCUUUGUUUCAUUAAUUAUAAUGAUUUAAACUUAAUAAUUACAUUUGCCAAAUGUUUGUUGCAGCAUUUUCAGAGUUUGCAGAUUUGAAACAUCAGCUCUCUUCAGGCCCAACUCCCAAAAAUUGGUGAGGUUAGUUGCAUAGAUAAUUGGUUGUACAAAAUGACAGCUGUAUUUUUAUUCAUUAAUCAGAGAUAUAGUAUUUUGUUUUGUAUAUAGAUCCACUAAAAAUUGCAAUUUCUUAAUUAUUAAUUGAAUAAUUCUCAAUGAAAACAGGGAAAAUCAUUGUUGGUCUCUGACUUUGCAACAUGGACCCAUACAGCCCCAUCUGCAUAAAUAAGUGGCUGCAACAUGUAAGCGGCAGAAACAUGUUGCAGGCUCAGCUGUAAUGAGAGUGGAAUAUAAUGUAUCUGGUCAUCAUGUGGCAAAAGCCUCAUUAGUCCGAUUCUUGUAUAAAAACAAUUCUUGACCUUAAUCUUUCCAGUUUGCUAAAAAUAAAUGUUUUGAAGCUUUAAA